AUGUCUGACUUUUCAGCGUAUGGAGGUCCGAGUGACGAGUGGCUCGCCGUGCAGGCUACCUUACCACCGCAACCCGCGACAGAUCAGCCGCUUUCGGCGUUCAAACACGUCGUCAACAAGGGCCGUGAGACGAUGGCAGCAGAGGCGAUGAAAUCCCUAGCUCCGCAGGUCCACAUCAAGGAUUUCAAGAUCCCGACACGGGACGGGAGCUCUAUUGAGGCUCGAACCUAUCGUCCCGUCUCUAUUCACCAAGCUGAAUUGCUGCCCGUUUAUAUCCAUUUGCACGGCGGUGGCUUUUUAUUCGGCUCUCUAGCCUCCGAGGACGCCAUCUGCGCCCGUAUUGCUUGCGGAGCUGAAGUCGUCGUUCUAAAUGUUGAUUACCGUCAUACACCGGAACACAUUUACCCUACCGCGUGGAAUGAUACCGAGGAUGCCUUCGAAUGGGCUCACGCUAAUGUGAGCGAAUUUGGUGGCGACGGCCAGAAGUUGGUGAUUGGAGGCAUCUCGGCAGGCGCACAGCUUGCGGCCUCGCUCACACUGGAACAGCACCUGAAGACGACGAGCGAAGGCCCUGGGUCCCUCCCCGUCAUUGCUGGACAGGUGUUAAUGAUCCCAUGCCUCACUCACAGUGAGUGCUAUGAGCCACAACUCAAGCGGUUGACAAGCCCUUCUUUGUGGAGCUACAAGGAAAACGAAGAUGCACCGAUACUGCCUGUGAAGGUUGCGAGAUACUUUAUUGAUCUACUACAGAUUAAGGAUCCUCAGGUUGAUGAUACAAGGCUCAAUCCAGGCAAUGCCACACCUGCGCAAGUAGAAGGACUUCCACCGACCGUGUUUGGAAUUGCCGGUCUGGAUCCUCUCAGAGAUGAAGGGUUGCUGUAUGCCAAAUUGUUGACCGAGGCUCGGAUUCCCACAGAUGUCAACCUGUUUCAAGGUGUGCCGCAUGGGUUUCGUCGGUUUGGAGACAGCCUGUCGGCCUCGGCGAGGUGGGACAAGGUCAUGGAGGAUGGAAUUCGAUGGGCGUUAUCGAAGCCCUCGCCUGCUGACGACUUUGUCAUAAAGACUUAA
Messenger RNA from Ilyonectria robusta, 1068 nucleotides. Its product is annotated as Alpha/Beta hydrolase protein. The transcript is spliced from 2 exons. Gene Ontology annotation, molecular function: hydrolase activity. The record is from RefSeq and is a predicted model, not a curated record. The coding region runs from base 1 to 1068 and encodes 355 amino acids. NCBI's taxonomy places the organism in Eukaryota, Fungi, Ascomycota, Sordariomycetes, Hypocreales, Nectriaceae.